AUGCUGUUCACCGUCUCGCUCAGCCUCCUGGCGCUUCCGGUCAGUCAAGUCGUUGCUGGCCCGGUCAUCACUCGUGCUGAUCCCACGACCGCGGCAAACUCCACCACCUGCAAUGGCAAGCUAUACACCUAUGAAGAGCUUGCAGGCUACGGGAAACUAGCCAGCGACGCCCGUGACAAGUUCGGCGACACCAUUGGUGGUAUUGGAAGUGCCAUUGCAUUUGAGAAGAAGUCUUGGAAGUACAAGAAAGGCGCUUAUCAGGGCGUCGUUUGGGGCCUGCCUGACCGAGGUUGGAACACUCAGGGUACUCAAAACACUCAGACUCGCAUCCACAAAUUCAGUGUCACCUUCACGCCGGUAGAAGCAACCCUCGAAAAUCCAGCCAGUCCGAACUUCCAGUUCUCUUACAUUGACACCCUUCUCCUCACUGGACCCGACGGUACGCCCUUGACAGGUCUUGACCCAACCGAGACCAUCACUUAUCCUGGCUUUCCUACCCUUCCUCUUGCUAGAUACACUGGUAAUGGCUUCGGCCAGAAUGGUACUGGCGGCGCUCGUGUCCCGCUAGAUACCGAAGGAUUGGUGCUCGGAGACGACAAGUCUUUUUGGAUCAGCGAUGAAUAUGCCGCCUAUGUCUACCAGUUUGACAAAAGUGGCAAGAUGAUCAAGGCCAUUCGCACUCCAGAAGCCUUUGUCCCCCGCCGCAACGGCACCGAGAGCUUCAAUGCGGCCUCUCCACCAAUUUACGACCCUGAACUUGAGAUUACGCCUGAAGAUCCAGACAGUGGUCGAGGCAACAACCAAGGCCUAGAAGCUCUGACCGCUAGCCCAGAUGGCAAGUACCUUUACACCAUGCUCCAGAGUGCCACAAUCCAGGACGGCGGCAGCUCUGCGAAAAAGCGUCGCAACACUCGCCUCCUCAAGUACCGCGUCAAAGACGACACAACCACGCUAGAGGCUGAGUAUGCUGUUCAACUUCCUGUCCUGCCAACAGGACGCGUUGCUAGCCAGUCCGAAAUGCACUACAUUUCCGAAACGCAGUUUCUCGUGUUAGCGCGCGAUUCCAAUGCUGGCCAUGGCGCAGAAAGCACUGAGUCCAUCUACCGCAACGCGGACGUGAUCGACAUCUCCAAAGCCACAAACGUCGCAGGUACAGUGGCCGAUGCUAAUGAUGGACAAAUCGCAAGCAAAGACGGCGUGCUGAAGAGCAGCAUCGUACCUGCUACCUACUGUCAGUGGCUUUCCUACAACAACAAUGCCCAGCUGGGCAGGUUUGGUCUCCACAAUGGCGGUGCACAAGACGCAAACCUGCUGAAUGAGAAGUGGGAGAGCUUCGCAAUGUUGCCCGUAGACAAGGACGACGAGAUCGGUAGAAGCGAGAGGCAAGACGAAAAUGAAGGAAAGCAGUACUACCUGAUUUCUUUUUCGGACAAUGACUUCAUUACUCAGAACGGCUACAUCAACUUCGGCCAGAACAAGUACGUAGAUGCGUCUGGCUACAAUCUAGACAAUCAGGUUCUGGUGUUCAAGGUUAAGCUUCCCAAAGGAGCGAACCCGUUGUAG
Alternaria postmessia is the source of this 1563-nucleotide messenger RNA. RefSeq lists its product as uncharacterized. The transcript has 3 exons. NCBI's taxonomy places the organism in Eukaryota, Fungi, Ascomycota, Dothideomycetes, Pleosporales, Pleosporaceae. The coding region runs from base 1 to 1563 and encodes 520 amino acids. The record is from RefSeq and is a predicted model, not a curated record.